ACGUGAAUGGAAAAGAGAAUAGACUCAGCUGCGGACAUAAUCUGAGCGAUAUCGCGGACAGGGCAGCUAAAAAGCACUGACAUCAUUCCCUUGGGCUGAUGUUCGCGGAAUGUUGUAACGGAUAGCAGUAGGUUGAUAUUUGUCAGAUUUACAAGCCAGUUGGUUGAAUGUACGUGGUGUACAGUAGCACCGAAACUCACUGCGUACCGCCCUAUUCUGCUUCUGUUGAUUCACGAUCAGAUCCAUCUGAACGACCGGCUGAUUCAGAAGGAGAGAACAGCAGACUGGAGCACUCUCAUGUUGGCUCCGUGAAUUUAGCCGAGGCAAAAGACGACGGAAGACGAACCUUCAGGAUUACGCUAUAUUGAGCCUGAUUCUGUUUUGUUUUUUUACCAACUUCCUAGUUGUCUUUAAACGGCGCAUUUUUAAUUGACAGUAUCUGUCAGUUUUGUAGUACGUAACAAAUUUAGGUGUAACAAUUUAUUUUUUGUUUCCUGAUUUACAUUUACAAGAAGAUUGUUGGAGUGUAAGGACUUUGCUCCCAUCCCUUUUUUUUUACUCUAUUUGUCUGGCUUCUCCUUCUGUUUAUUGUUUAAACACGACUCCCUGUUACAGAUAAGAGGAAGAUAUUACUUCAUUAAUGGAAUUUUCCCAACGGGGAAACUAACUGGGAUUUGUUGAGACAUUAACAAACAUUCUUUUGCGUAUCUGGAGUGUACGUGUUCUUGAGGUUUUGGCCUUCACUGAAAUCGCUCUGUGAAAGGAACUCCUCUAACCCAAGCUCGCUGACCUCUCUAAGGACUCAAUUGGGAGAACAUUACAAGGUUGUUCUUGGGAAAUGGGAUCUGAAAAGGACUCUGAAUCACCCCACUCCUCUGUUAGUGGCAUUCCCAAUCCGAAAUGCCGUGGGCCGGGCAAGAAGCAAGGCAGGAUCUCUUUUCAUAGUCUCUUCCAUGGCAAACGUGGAUCCAGGGGGAACAAGGCUAAUGUGGGCACUCCUCUCGCACAGCAACUGCACCAACAGCAACAACUCCAGCAACAGCAGCUUCUCCAGCCUCCCACACCCACAAAUGUGUCGUCAGACCCAUCUAUGGCAGACCCGGCUGAGGCUCUAUCCACUAGCCAGGCCUCUUUGGGAGGUCAAGAACUCCUAGAGUGUCCCUUGUGCCUGGUGCGUCAACCUGCGGAGCAGCUUCCUGAGCUCCAGGGAUGCAGCCACCGGUCUUGCCUGUGCUGUCUAAGGCAGUACUUUCGUAUCGAGAUUACGGAGAGCCGAGUGCAGCUCAGCUGUCCAGAGUGCGCCGAGCGACUUGCCCCACGGCAGGUGGCCCUCAUCUUGGACGAUCCCAACCUGAUGGACAAGUAUGAAGAGUUCCUGCUGCGCCGCUGCUUGGCAUCGGACCCUGAUUGCCGAUGGUGUCCUGCUCCCGACUGUGGUUUUGCAGUCAUCGCCUCUGGAUGUGCCAGCUGCCCCAGGCUGGUGUGUCGAAGAGAAGGGUGUGGUGCUGAGUUCUGUUACCACUGCAAGCAAGCUUGGCAUCCUAACCAGACCUGUGACUCUGCCCGCCAGCAAAGGGCGCUGUCAUUGAGAACACACAGUAACCAUUCACCCAGCUACACGGCUGAGCAGGGACACGCUGAUGACAUCAAGCCUUGCCCCCGAUGCGGUGCCUACAUCAUCAAGAUGAACGACGGCAGCUGUAAUCACAUGACCUGUGCUGUGUGCGGCUGUGAGUUCUGCUGGCUCUGUAUGAAGGAGAUUUCAGACCUGCACUACCUCAGUCCAUCAGGUUGUACAUUCUGGGGAAAGAAGCCAUGGAGUCGCAAAAAGAAGAUUCUGUGGCAGCUUGGCACUUUGAUCGGUGCACCGGUGGGCAUCACUCUAAUCGCUGGCAUCGCAGUUCCUGCUAUGGUUAUCGGCAUCCCUGUUUACAUUGGACGCAAGAUCCACUCGCACUAUGAGGGCAAGAAAACGUCACAUCACAGGAGGAAUCUCGCCAUUACUGGUGGUGUGGCUCUGUCAAUCAUCACAGCUCCAGUCAUCGCUGCUGUCAGUGUGGGCAUUGGUGUCCCCAUCAUGUUGGCAUAUGUGUAUGGUGUCGUGCCCAUCUCUCUGUGCCGGGGCGGAGGCUGUGGGGUGAGCCGGGGGAAAGGUCGCGGUGUUAGGAUAGACUUUGAUGAUGAUGACGGGCCUAUUACAGUUGCUGAUGCAUGGCGAGCGCUGAAAUCUCCCAGCCUGGGCGAGAGCAGUUUGGAGGGAGGAGCCAGCGGCCUCAGUACCACCUCUCCAAGCGAUGGCCUAUCCGUCGCCCCUGGGGGUCUGGGAGACACGCCACACUUCAACACACUAGCAGGAGGAGCACUCGGUGCCAGGACAGGAAAAUACAGCAGGCUGGAGGUGCAGGGGACAGAGCUGGGAAAGGAAAGUGCCGGCAGGGAGACGGGCAGCUUGGGAGCAGCCAGUGACUGUGCCAGCACAAGGGGCAUGGCAGGAUCUAUCACUUCUUCUUACGUACCUGACAGAGAGGGCACUAACCUCGAGAUCCAGGUGGACAUCGAAACUAAACCGAGCCAUCUGUGUCUAACCACUGAAGAGGAUCUGGCUCCGCCCACUGUUGCCAUGGUGCCCGGCUCGGGGGAGGAGCCUCAGGACUGCAGUUCCCGCAGGACCGGGGUUGUCCUGGAUUCCCCUCUGGGCCUGUCGCCGGGAAUGUCACUCAGGGAGGGUCUCCGAGACGUCACCCUAGCUCAGCCGGAGAGCAUCCGCAGCGACCUGGAGAUGUCCGACACGCAGUCAGACGACAUCGCGGAGCUCACGUCCGACGACUGCGACUCGCCCCGUCCCAAGAGCUGCCACCCCGCCCCCCCGCCGCAGACCACCUGCAGAGCCUUGAACCCCACCGACAGCCUGCACUGUCCCGACAAUGUCAUUCUUUACGUGUGAGAGAGACUCUCGCCAUUGCACAAAGCCAACCGUUUCUGAGCUUUUGACUUGUUAAUGCUUUACCUGUUAUUUUGCUGCUUUUUAUAAUUCUCAAAAACACCUUACUUGCAUCCAGACAACUCAUGGAACUGACAGCUCAUCGCUCUGCUCUCCUGUCCCGUCUCUCAAUUACGGGCACGGACAGGUCCUCUACCUCUUCAGAAAUUCAUACUGUUAUUCAUUAGUUGGUGUUUACUUCUCGAUGGAGCAAUGCCUCGAGCAACAACAACAAAAGCGGUACCAUCGUGGCCAGAAGAUAACAAACAAACAGACAAAUAAUGCUACAAAGUGAAAUGUCAACAAGCACAUGUAUACGUGAGUGGUUUGUAUGUGGAUGACACAUGACAGUAUUGUUUGUAUGUUUGUUAUUCUUCGUUUUUUUAUUAAAUCGACCUGGAAAUUGUAUGAUUUUUUGCAUGCGCUGCGCUAGUAUUGUUUUGGUCACGUUUGCACAGAAGAACACACACUUCAGAGUGAGAGAGAUCAGUAUGGGGUUCACUAGCAGACAGUUUGACUUGAAUCACUGACUGCCUGCCUUACAGACCGAGCACAUGCUCUCAGAUCCCUUACACUGUCUGUGACUCACUGACUACACUGUUUGUGCCCUCUUGAGCUGAGCUGAGAGACGGAUGUAUGUGUGGAUCAUGUUUACCAGUGUUGAUUUUAUUGCUGGGUAUUAAAGCAUAUAGUAUAUCAAGGAUGGAACUGACAUUCACAUGCAUGUCUGUUGUUAUUAAUGUUAUUAUUUGAUUAUGUUUUUUGGCCUAUUUUAUCUACAUGGCUUUUCAAGCGUUUCGUUUUUCGCAAUUGCAGUUUUAUUUUCAGCUGGACGGAUGGAUGGAGAGAGAUGGGUUGGUUGGAUGGAUGAGCACUCCUGCACUUUAUCCAACUAUUUAUCGUUGUUCUACAUUGUAGGCUUAUAUUUAUGCACUCCCUUUUUUGUUUUCUUUGGAUUUCACCUUCUCUGGGAAAUGUUUGAAUGCCGUAGUUAUGAUUUUGUUAUUUAAUUUUGGAUGUGAUGAAAUAUUGUCGUUUUGUUUUGCAUUCUUAACAUGCUAUGCUUUCUGAAUCUCAUAAUUAUAUUUGGCUUCAGAGAGAAUCCUCGGUUUGUACAUGUAAUGAUGGAUUAGCUUUGUAUUGUAAUCACAAAAAAUGGAUUUGUGGUUGUCACAUAUUUUGCUCUCUUUUUAUUUUUAUUUUUUGGUAGUGUGAAGAUGCGUUUCUAUUUUUAGGUUUAUGGGCAGAUUCUUAAAACUACUUGAUAAUUUGACUAUAAACUGGUUAUUGUGAAAUGAGUGUUAACAACUAAAUUCAGUUAUGUAAGCAAUAUGCUGAAGAGAAGGUGUGUUCAAUCUGGCGUUGUUUUGUACAUCCCCACAAAGAUAAGUGCACUGGCUGUGAGUGUUUGAAACAACAUAAAAAAAUUAAACAUUUCCUCCUUUGUGGCAAA
Pimephales promelas (fathead minnow) is the source of this 4433-nucleotide messenger RNA. It is a transcript of the gene rnf19b, whose product is annotated as ring finger protein 19B. Gene Ontology annotation, molecular function: ubiquitin-protein transferase activity; zinc ion binding. NCBI's taxonomy places the organism in Eukaryota, Metazoa, Chordata, Actinopteri, Cypriniformes, Leuciscidae. Gene Ontology annotation, biological process: protein ubiquitination. The record is from RefSeq and is a predicted model, not a curated record.